Messenger RNA from Mesoplodon densirostris (Blainville's beaked whale), 2416 nucleotides. It is a transcript of the gene ALDH9A1, whose product is annotated as aldehyde dehydrogenase 9 family member A1. The record is from RefSeq and is a predicted model, not a curated record. The transcript has 11 exons. Gene Ontology annotation, molecular function: aminobutyraldehyde dehydrogenase (NAD+) activity; 4-trimethylammoniobutyraldehyde dehydrogenase (NAD+) activity. Lineage: Eukaryota; Metazoa; Chordata; Mammalia; Artiodactyla; Ziphiidae. Bases 247 to 1803 code for a protein of 518 amino acids.
AUCCUUUCAGCUAAGCGAGGGCCAUACCUGGACCGCGGACGAGCCUAGCAAGGGCCCCCAAAGGUCUCGCAAACUCCGCCCCGGAAGGCCCGGCUCCUUUCCUGGAGGACCCUCAACUCUAGUCCAGCGGCGCCACGCCCCUCAGGCUGCAGCUAGCUCGGCCUCCCCGCGGCCCCCGCCCCUCCCGCGGCCCCCGCCCCUCCCCACCUCCCCUUAACCUAGGGCACGACACUACGCCAGUCCCCCAUGUUCCUCCGAGCGGGUCUGGCCGGGAUCUCUCCGCUUCGUCACACUCUCCGGCCUGCUCUGGUCGCCGCCAUGAGCACUGGUACCUUCGUCGUGUCUCAGCCGCUCAAUUACCGCGGCGGGGCCCGCGUGGAUCCGGUGGACGCCUCCGGCACCGAGAAGGCGUUCGAGCCAGCAACCGGGCGAGUGAUAGCUACUUUCACGUGUUCAGGAGAAAAGGAAGUAAAUUUAGCUGUUCAAGAUGCAAAGGCUGCCUUUAAAAUAUGGAGUCAAAAAUCUGGCAUGGAACGUUGCCGAAUCCUUUUGGAGGCUGCCAGGAUAAUAAGGGAUCGGAAGGAUGAAAUUGCCACUGUGGAGACCAUCAACAACGGCAAGUCCAUCUUUGAGGCCCGCUGGGACAUUGACACUUCCUGGCAGUGCCUGGAGUACUAUGCAGGCUUAGCGGGAUCCAUGGCCGGCGAACACAUCCAGCUCCCCGGCGGAUCCUUUGGUUACACCAGAAGGGAACCACUAGGGGUGUGUGUCGGAAUAGGAGCAUGGAACUACCCCUUUCAGAUCGCCUGUUGGAAGUCGGCUCCAGCUCUGGCUUGUGGUAACGCCAUGGUCUUUAAACCUUCUCCCUUCACACCUGUGUCCACACUGCUGCUGGCUGAAGUCUAUACUGAGGCCGGUGUGCCUCCUGGGCUCUUCAACGUGGUGCAAGGAGGGGCUGCCACAGGCCAGUUUCUGUGUCAGCAUCGCGAUGUGGCCAAAGUCUCCUUCACUGGAAGUGUGCCCACUGGCUCAAAGAUCAUGGAGAUGUCAGCUAAAGGAAUUAAACCUGUUACCUUGGAACUUGGAGGCAAGUCUCCACUGAUCAUCUUCUCAGAUUGUGAUAUGAAGAAUGCUGUGAAGGGGGCACUGAUGGCCAACUUCCUCACGCAAGGCGAGGUUUGUUGUAAUGGUACAAGGGUAUUUGUGCAAAAGGAAAUUCUUGAUCAAUUUUCAGAGGAAGUGGUGAAACAGACCCAAAGGAUAAAAAUUGGAGAUCCCCUUCUGGAAGAUACAAGGAUGGGUCCCCUGAUCAACCGACCACAUCUGGAGCGAGUCCUUGGGUUUGUUAAAGUGGCAAAGGUGGAGGGUGCUAAAGUAUUAUGUGGUGGAGACCUCUACGUACCUGAAGAUCCCAAAUUAAAGGAUGGGUAUUACAUGAGACCUUGUGUGUUAACUAAUUGUAGAGAUGACAUGACCUGUGUGAAAGAAGAGAUUUUUGGACCGGUUAUGUCCAUUUUAUCAUUUGACACUGAAGCUGAGGUUCUGGAAAGAGCCAAUGAUACCACUUUCGGACUAGCAGCUGGUGUCUUCACCAGGGACAUCCAGCGUGCCCACAGAGUGGUGGCUGAGCUUCAGGCUGGAAUGUGCUUCAUUAACAACUAUAAUGUCAGCCCAGUGGAGUUGCCCUUUGGUGGAUAUAAGAAGUCAGGGUUUGGCAGAGAGAAUGGCCGUGUGACAAUUGAAUAUUAUUCACAACUAAAGACUGUGUGCGUGGAGAUGGGUGACGUGGAGUCUGCUUUUUGAAAAUGUGCAGUGAAGCCAGUGAACACGGCCGGGCCUGGGAAUAAUGAGAACCGGCUCUCUUGACUGCGGCGGUGCACAGCCACCUACCAGUUGAGAUCCAGAAUGUUGGCCAUUCAGGAUAAGAGAAUGGUUCAGUGUUACUCUUCAUCGCUCAAUCAAUUUCCUAAGUGAAAAUGUGCGUAAGUGCCUUUUAGAUGCUAAUCAAGAAAGCUGUGAUUUUCCUUAAAGCAAAUUUCUGUGAAAUCUUUGAGAGCCGCUCUUCCACAGAGCCGACCCACUGACAGGUUCAUUCUCUAGCUUGCUUUAAAGAACCCGUGCCUUUAGAGGUUUCAGGGGGAAUCAGCAGAGAUUUCUGCUCCUUGACAUUUUUAAAGACAUGGCCCCUUGUCAUUCCAUUCAGAAGGCUGGCAGUCGAGAGAGAGGGCUUGGCUAAUAGUUGGGUCAGUGUGUGAAUGCUGACUGGCCAGAGCCAGCGCUGUGGGGAUGGGGGAAACCAGCUCCAGUCCUUGAGUUACAGCUUGCUCUCUUAUGACAGAAGAGUUUCCUUUUAAACGUACAGAUUAUUUGUAAUCCACUGCAGUAUACUGAAACUAAAUAAAUCACACCGUCAGUC